AUGGGCAAUGGGCAGAGUACUCCGUUGCAGCAGUGUUUGAACACUGUCUGCAAUGGACGCAGUGGGUGUGUUGGAUACCCUAGUGAUCCCUUCUACCAGUUGUCCUGGGUCAAGGCCUACAACAAAGCAAUCGACAUUACCCCGAUCGCCGUUAUUCGACCCAACACCUCCAAAGAAGUCGCAGAAGCCAUCAAAUGCGCCGUGCAGAAUAAGGUACACGUUCAGGCCAAGUCUGGCGGGCACUCAUAUGGCAACUAUGGCCUGGGAGGUCAGGAUGGCGAGCUCAUGAUCGACAUGGCCAACUUCAAGAAGUUCAGCAUGGACACCAAGACUUGGCAGGCUACUUUUGGCGCUGGUUAUAAGUUGGGUGAACUCGAUGAGCAGCUACACAAGAACGGCGGCCGUGCCAUGGCCCAUGGAACGUGCCCAGGCGUAGGCGCUGGUGGACACGCAACGAUUGGUGGAAUUGGACCGUCCUCCAGGAUGUGGGGUACCGCUCUUGACCAUGUACUCGAAGUCGAAGUUGUCACUGCCGAUGGCCAGAUUCGCAAGGCCAGCCAGAACGAAAACUCUGAUUUAUUUUGGGCCUUGAGAGGAGCCGGCGCCAGCUUUGGUGUCAUCACCCAAUUCACUGUCCGCACCCAGCCCGAGCCCGGAAACGUGGUAGAGUAUACCUACGGCUUCGUCUUUGGAACCCAGCAGGAAAUGGCCCCGGUGUACGAGUCCUGGCAGAAGCUUGUUAACGAUCCCAAAAUGGACAAGCGCUUUUCUACUUUGUUCAUUGCUCAACCUCUAGGCGCUAUCAUUACUGGCACGUUCUUUGGCACCAAAGCAGAAUAUGAAGCCUCUGGUAUUCCCGCCAAGAUUCCAGGCGGCGGCAAGUUGGAUCUGAAAGUCAUGGACUGGUUAGGUUCACUCGCUCAUAUUGCCGAAAAGACUGGCCUGGCUCUCAGCGACAUACCUACCGAGUUUUAUAGCAAAUCACUCGCUUUGCGUCAGCAAGAUGCCCUUACCCACGACACUAUCAACAAGCUCUUCAAUUAUACUGGCACAGCUGAUCCCGGCACUCUUAUCUGGACUGUCAUCUUCGAUUCAGAGGGCGGAGCCAUCAACGAAGUUCCCGACGACUCUACAGCCUAUCCCCAUCGCGACAAGCUCAUGAUGUACCAGUCCUACGUUAUUGGCCUCCCCUUGAGUGAGAAGACCAAGAAGUUUGCUGAAGGCAUUCAUGACAUUAUUCAGAAAGGCUCACCAAACGCCAACACGCGGUAUGCCGGGUAUGUCGAUCCUGCUCUUGGCCGAUCUGAGGCCCAGCAGACCUACUGGGGCUCCAAGUUGCCCAAGCUUCGCCAGAUCAAGGCGAAAUGGGACCCCAAUGAUGUCUUUCACAACCCCCAAAGUGUCGACCCCGCGUAG
Messenger RNA from Pochonia chlamydosporia 170, 1416 nucleotides. Its product is annotated as 6-hydroxy-D-nicotine oxidase. The transcript is spliced from 3 exons. The record is from RefSeq and is a predicted model, not a curated record. Gene Ontology annotation, molecular function: oxidoreductase activity; FAD binding. Bases 1 to 1416 code for a protein of 471 amino acids. NCBI's taxonomy places the organism in Eukaryota, Fungi, Ascomycota, Sordariomycetes, Hypocreales, Clavicipitaceae.